AUGGGCGCAAAUACCGAAAUUCCCGCCGACCAGUUCGUCGUCCUCACGCCUCGCCUGAUCCUGGUUCCCACAACGACGGCGAUAUCGUUCAGCUCAUACCGGGCACUUUACUCCGACCUCCAUGCAAAUGUGGACUUCUGUGCAAUGGGAUUCGGGCCUCAUUUCCCAGCCCGCAAAUGGAGCGACGAAGAAACACGUGAAUCGAUCCAAACGCGUGAUAUUGAACGUUGCUGGGGACAGCGCGGGCUGGGCGAUUUUGCUGUGGGGCUACGCCCGCCAUCGACAUUCCAGUCCGACAAUGACUCGACGCAACAUGAUGCCGUCUCCACCACAGUCAGAGGCGAUGAAUAUGUCCGCAUUGCAGGCCAGGACAAUGCCCUGCUAUCUGCCUGCAAGUGGGUAGGCUAUGUGGGUCUCCGCGAUGCUACAACGACCUCAAUGCCGCCGCGAGAGCCUGAUGAUCCCGCGCUGCCACAUUGGCUUGAAAUGAUCGAGCUGCGCUAUGGUGUGGCGCCUGAGUUUUGGGGGAAAGGAAUCGCACAGGAAGCUGCCAAGGGGCUUAUGCGGUGGGGUGCGGUUGAGAAGGGGGUGAAGAGGUUCAUUGCCGAGACCGAGAGAGAUAAUACCCGAAGUGCGAAGGCGUUGCAGAAGCUUGGGUUCACACUCAGUGACACGGACUAUUGGAAAGAACCGAGCGAAUUGGAAUGGGAGUGUGUCGCGAAAUGA
This is a messenger RNA of Penicillium bovifimosum, 726 nucleotides long. RefSeq names its product GNAT family N-acetyltransferase. The transcript has a single exon. The record is from RefSeq and is a predicted model, not a curated record. NCBI's taxonomy places the organism in Eukaryota, Fungi, Ascomycota, Eurotiomycetes, Eurotiales, Aspergillaceae. Gene Ontology annotation, molecular function: acyltransferase activity, transferring groups other than amino-acyl groups. The coding region runs from base 1 to 726 and encodes 241 amino acids.